This is a messenger RNA of Tachysurus vachellii, 4161 nucleotides long. RefSeq names its product calcium channel, voltage-dependent, beta 2a (gene cacnb2a). Gene Ontology annotation, biological process: regulation of voltage-gated calcium channel activity; chemical synaptic transmission; neuromuscular junction development. Bases 880 to 2931 code for a protein of 683 amino acids. The transcript is spliced from 13 exons. Gene Ontology annotation, molecular function: high voltage-gated calcium channel activity; protein binding. The record is from RefSeq and is a predicted model, not a curated record. Lineage: Eukaryota; Metazoa; Chordata; Actinopteri; Siluriformes; Bagridae. Gene Ontology annotation, cellular component: voltage-gated calcium channel complex.
AGAGAGAAACAGAGAGAGGAAUAACAGGAUGCAACCCAUAACAACAUCAUAUGCAGAGAGUAGAAAGCUUGACACACACACACUCGGUGAGAGGAUGGAUGGAUAGAGACUCCAGGGCAGGGACCAAGUGAGAGUGGGCUGACUGCAGCACCUGUGAGCCGCAGCAACAGCAUCAUCAUCAUCAUCAUCAUCUGCAGCUCCACAAUCCUGGACCUGCUUUCUCAUUUCGCGGAGCAUGGCAGCCUGGCCUUUUUAAUUGAAUGAGGAUAAUACAAACAGCAGCCUGUGCACCAGCUUCUGCAGCCCCUCUUCAUUCAGCAUGCGCUGGGAGAGCGAGAGAACACGCUCAAGUGGAAUCACUGGCGGCCGUCGAACACAGCAUAACACGGGCAGCGCGAGUCUCUGUUCUCAAAGCAACAGCAGCCGUACAACUAACGCUCUUACUGUUAGCUCCAGCAAUAGUAGGGACAUCAGGUAGCAUAGUAAUAAGUUUGUAGGGGCAGGUGUACCUUUUAAAAGAGCAACAGUGACAGAUUGUAAUGUAAAUAAUAAAAAUAACAAUAAAAAUACAUACAGAGUAGCUCUAUUGCAGUAUUGAUUUACUUUUUAGUGAUAUUUGUUGAGCUGUAAUUUGUGAAAAACUCUAAAGGGAAUUCAGUGUUUUUUAGUGCUAUAUUGACACUAGUAGUAGCAUGAAUAUCACUGCUAUGAAGUGCUGACAUGCUUUAAGAUUUAGUUUAAGUGUGUAGUCAUUUGUUGUUGUCACUUUUGCGUAACACUAGGUAGUGAGUGAUAGCUCCUGUUGUGUGAUUGUAGUUAGUGUGUCAGCUGUGUUUGUGGUUAUGGUGAAGAGAGCGAAGGCUCCAUCCAUUUUGGCUGAUGAAGGCCUCCUGGAUACGGCUGCUGAAACGAGCAAAGGGGGGUCGAGUCAACAACGAUAUUGGCGGUUCGGCAGAUUCGUACACCAGCCGCCCGUCUGACUCGGAUGUGUCUCUAGAGGAGGACAAAGAGGCAUUGCGUAGAGAGGCUGAGAGGCAGGCCCAGCUCCAAGUCGAAAAAGCCAAGACAAAACCAGUAGCAUUUGCUGUUCGUACAAAUGUUAGCUACAGUGCUUCCCAUGAAGAUGAUGUCCCCGUGCCUGGCUUGGCCAUUUCAUUUGAAGCUAAAGAUUUUCUACAUGUAAAAGAGAAAUUCAAUAAUGACUGGUGGAUCGGCCGCUUGGUGAAGGAAGGAUGUGAGAUCGGUUUCAUCCCCAGUCCAGUGAAGUUAGAAAACCUUCGAAUCCGCCAGGAGCAACGAGCCAAACAGAGCAAAUUCCCCAUCAGCAAAUUGGGAGCUAACUCCUUGUCCAGUUUAGGGGACAUUGUCCCAAGCUCUCGAAAGUCUACUCCUCCCUCCUCAGCCAUUGACAUAGACGCUGUGGGUUUAGAGUCGGAGGAGCCUGAACCUCCUCCACCUCCCCAGCAGCGUUCUCCAAAAGCCAGCCCAAACCAAGUCAUAUCCACUUUAACCCGUGAGAAACGAAUGCCCUUCUUUAAGAAGAAUGAGCACAUUCCCCCAUAUGACGUAGUGCCCUCCAUGAGGCCUGUGGUUCUGGUGGGACCCUCACUCAAGGGCUAUGAGGUGACAGACAUGAUGCAGAAAGCAUUAUUUGACUUUCUGAAGCACAGAUUUGAAGGAAGGAUAUCAAUCACUCGGGUAACAGCAGACAUUUCUCUAGCCAAGCGAUCUGUCCUGAAUAACCCCAGUAAACAUGCCAUCAUUGAACGCUCCAAUACGCGCUCCAAUCUUGCUGAGGUACAGAGUGAGAUUGAGAGGAUCUUUGAGUUGGCACGCACGCUGCAGCUGGUGGUUCUGGACGCUGACACUAUAAACCAUCCGUCUCAGCUGGGCAAGACUUCGCUCGCGCCAAUCAUCGUUUACGUCAAGAUAGCGUCUCCAAAGGUUUUACAAAGAUUAAUAAAAUCUAGAGGAAAGUCACAGGCGAAACACCUCAAUGUGCAGAUGGUGGCAGCAGACAAACUGGCUCAGUGCCCUCCGGACCUUUUCGACAUCAUCCUGGAUGAGAAUCAGUUAGAGGAUGCCUGCGAGCACAUAGCCGACUAUCUGGAAGCUUACUGGAAAUCCACACACCCGGCCAGCUGCACUCCGGCCAAUCCUCAGUUAGAGAAUCUCACUGCCGCCCAAUCAGAUACUCCUGAUCCUCUGUCUAAUCUGCAGGGAACAGGGGAUGUGCAGAAGGCUGAAAAGUCACUAGGAGAGAGGAAGAGUUCUCUAGAUCACCACCAUCACCAUCACCACCGUCACCAUCAUCGCCUGCAAAAGCAAGAGAGCCUGGACCAAGCGGAGGAUGACGAUCAGGAGGAAGCUGUUAAAGAACAGACAGUCUUACGGAGUGAGCGAAGAGCACCGCACAUACACCACUGCUCUUCGUCCACGCGGACUGAACAUCACAAUCAUCACCAUCAUCACCACCACCAUCACAGUCGCACAGCACACACGUUCUCCAGGCAAGAGACGCUGGAGAGCAGAGACUCUGCUUGUGCAAAGCCACAUGCCACUCACACACAAUCAGAUCCACCCACACACUUACACACAAGACACACAGGGGAGGAAGAGGAGGAAGAAGAAGAAGAAGAAGAAGAAGAAGAAGAAGAGGAGGAGGAGGAGGAAGAGGAGGAGGAUGAGGAGGAGGAUGAGGAGGAAGAUCAGCCUGUUCAACUUAACCAUCAUCACCACCAUCAUCAUCAUGGAAAGGGAGGAAGGGAAUGGGAGCGAGAGCACGAUCACAGUGAGCGCAAUGGCCAGCAAAGCGGACAGCAGAGAUCACAACAAGAACGAUAUCAUGAGUGUGAAAGACAACACUCUGUUGAAGGAGAAGAGAAAAAAGAAGAGACAGACUGGGAGACAGAUCCCUACAUAGAGGAGUAAUGCACAACAAACACACAAACACAACCAAUGACUGCAACAGACAAAACAUACACUUUUACAAAACUUAGAUUCAGGUUCAGAAUCUUUGCCAACUUCGAUCUGCAUUGGUGAACGUUUAAAGGUGCAGUUUGUAACAUUUCAGUGUGUUAGUAAACCAGAAUGAUGAUAGAACUUCAAAGCUAUGUGAUGUGCAAUAAUAUGGCCUUUCGAUUGAUUUGGCUCAUAUCUUCAUGUCAAGCAUGUAUUGAUACUUCCGGCCUGGAAAUGAGCUCCAUCUUGACAAGAUGUUCUGAAACAAAGCUACAAAACCAACUUAUGAUGGAAUCAUCCCAUCAUUUUAGUGUAGUUCUACAGGAAGAGGAGGUUCAUCAGUGUUUUCAGAUUCGUAGAUUCACCGUGGUCAUCCUCACAGAUUGCAAAAGGCUUGAAUAAUUACAAACUGCUCCUUUAAUAGUGAGAUAUAACGUACUGUAAUGUUCUAUCAUGUUGCCAUGGCAACCCAUAGAAUUUUGUUAUUAUAAAUCAAGGGAAUAUGUGAAACAUCUUUCAAACAGAAAGUUAGAUAUGUUGUAGACCCUCCAGGAUUGUGUAUCAUUCCAAAUAUUAUUAUAGUACACAACAUUUUUAGUUUAUAAUUAUGGGUUUAAGAAGUGAUUUGUCCACACAGAGACUUACGUAUAGACACGUAACGCAUAACCCUUAGUGUUUUGCCUGUGAACUGCCAAAAUCUGUGGCUAUGAUACUUUUUUGUAUUUUAGCCUGUCAGGACCGAGUUAUCGACUUGUCAAAAAUUUACAUUUCCUUGAAUGCCACAACACUUGUGGUGCAGAUGACACACAGGCACAAAUUUCCGUCUUUCCGUCAUCUGACAUUCGUUCCAAGUUCACUUUAGGUUCAGGCUCAUUUGCAAAGACUAAAUGUGUAGUAAGAGAAAAUUAGAUCUAGAAAACAGAACAUUACUAGAGAACUAUGAAGCUAAUAAUGCUAAUUCUGCACCUCUUCACACACAAACACACACACACACAUACAUACACACAUACAUACAUACAUGUGCUGCUAUCCUGCCCUCUGGACUUUUGGCUCUCUGUUACUAUGCCUCCUUUGUAAAGACUGGUGUUUUUAAAGAUUACAUUAUUGUAAAUAAGAUAUAGGUAUCCAUACAUACUUGUUCUAUCAGUGUGUGGAAACGUGAAUAUUAAACAAUAAAUAUGAGUCAAUAUUAAUUUCUUA